Diorhabda carinulata is the source of this 2086-nucleotide messenger RNA. RefSeq lists its product as uncharacterized. The transcript is spliced from 9 exons. The record is from RefSeq and is a predicted model, not a curated record. The coding region runs from base 256 to 2055 and encodes 599 amino acids. NCBI's taxonomy places the organism in Eukaryota, Metazoa, Arthropoda, Insecta, Coleoptera, Chrysomelidae.
UUUCAAUGAGGAUCUUCAAUUUCUUAAUUAAAACAUGCCAAAUAAACUUGCUAAAGAAACCAAUGACCGAUACAUCUAGUUAGUGUCAUUCAAGUGAAAUUUCAGUGAAUAUUAUGUCAUGUUUAGUCAAUAAUGGUUAUUUUAUUCAUAUAAUUGAAGACUUUUGUGUUAUUAAAUGAUAGUGGGAGUUAAUAAUUUUCAGCUGAAUAAAGUGAGAGCUUGCGAGUGUAUAUAUUUUGGAAAUUUAAGGGUAAUAUGUCCCGUCAUCCCCAAUAUGAAUAUGAAUAUCCUGCGAAUUACGAACAAGAUUAUUAUAUAGACGAGCAUGAAGGAUUCAUAGCCGAUUAUUCUGAUAGCGAUUGUUUAGCCGAUUUACCGCCACAGAAUUUACAUACUGUACCGAUAUCUUCACAUGUAAGCGAUAUAUAUGGCGAGGAUUCAACUAUAGUACCAGUUAAAGUAGUACCUUUGAAUAAAGCGACAAAAUUGGUUUCUAAACAACAUUCUGAAAAGUUUAUUCAAAAAUCGUACUGUGAUAGAAAUAUGAUGAACCAGUCGAGUGUACCAAUAUCCAGACCUUGUUAUUCCGACGUACGCGACCAUUCUACUUGUUUUUACCCUGUAUCCACGGCAUCACAACACGAUGCUAAUUACGGUACGAAAGCAUUCCGAAGUGCAUAUCAUAAUUACGAAAAUAUCGAACAUUUCAAUUGUCAAAAUUGUCACCCCCCAAAGCCGAUGAACCACAAAAGACUUCCAAUUACUGUAAGAACCCCAAAAUAUUACAGGAAAUCCUUGACGACAGGUGUGUUCAAGAGACCUUCAGCUCUUUGUUUACCCGUCGCCGUCCAACCCGAUCCCAAUGUAAUUCGUCGACCAAAGAAAUCUACGCUCACCGAAAAUGUUUAUGGAAACCAAGAAACGCAGGUGAUAAAGCCAGUCGCAGGUACACCGAUGCUGAAAAAAAUGAGCAAGGAAGAAUUUCCUCAUCAUGUCGAUUCUCAAGGAGAUUUGAAUAAAAAUGUUGAAACGACGAAUAAAUCUUUUGACGAUUACGUGGAGCAGAUGGAAAAAACUAAAUGCCGAAAAAAAGCAUACGUCAAACCGGAUAUGACUAAAAUCGCAAAGCUAUUAAAGCCAAGAAUCCCGGCCACUAUUAAAGCUCGCCAAGAAAAAUCGAAGGCAAAAACGAUGGGUAUAAACAGAAAAUCUAAUUUGGAAAAAGCAGACAAUGAAACGAAGAAACAAAAUAAUAAAGACGUAUACGAAGUUGAUCAAAUUUCUCUUGAAAAGCUACUAAAUCAGCUCAAGAAAUGUGAGAUAACAACCGAUAAAGAAGCGCCAAAGAAAGAAGGGGAAGUAGUAAAUAAAACUGAGAAACAGGCGAAAGAGAGUAAAAGCGAAAAAGAAAAUAGCGACAGAAAAAGUGAGAAUACGGAUGACGAGAAAUUUGAUUUGAGAAGUUUCAACUAUCAAGACAUAACACAAAAUUUAUUCAGGUCGCAAUGCGACUUCAGAGAAAAUUCAGAAUCUGUUGCAAGCAUACAGGAUAUCACCAAAAAGUUAACAUCCACUACCGUUCGCCCCCAACCGCUGAAUACUAUAAAACCCCUAGACGACCAUUGUGCUUUGGAAUUACAUAAAUCUAAGAGUUAUAUAGUCAAUUUGAUUGACAGGGCUUUGAGUAAGGAAUUGGGAACUGUUCCAGGAGACAGAAAUCGAAAUGAGUUUGAAGCAAUGAAUCCAAAAAAAGCCAUAGAAACCGUAAAUAGACACCUAGCAAGAUCAGACAGGGAUCUUUCUGUGAAAAUAACAAACGCUUUAACUGAUUCCCUCAUAUCAAAUGUCACCUCACGUGAACUGGAUGAAGAUCGAGAAGAAAAGGAGAAGCUGUGCCGUUGCCAGUCGAACACAGUAGAAGAGCCAAUAUACAUAAAACAAUUGAAGCAGUUGAGGUGGGGUCAUCUGAAACAUAUACAACGGGAAGUCAAAAGAUUAGAAGACUUAGAACGAUUUUUAGAUUCUUGUUCAAUCACCACUAUACCAGAAUUGUAAAUUAUAUUAAUAAAGAUUGGAUGUAAAAAGA